AUGUCGCGCAACCCUUCUGUUUCCCAUCCAGGACGCUCCCCGUCCUCACCACCUGACACAGUCGAGCCAGGACGUUCUUCCAAAGGGAAGAGAACAGGCAGAACUCGACCAAGGCCUGACAGAAACUUUCGGCCGGAAGAAGAAAGGUUUAAUGUCGGGCCCAAGGCGAACCGCAACACAUCUGCCGCUCGUACCGCCGGGAGAAGGCAGACUCGUUCUGCUCGAGCAGAUCGAGUCCAUCUCAACGACAUCAUCAACGAUGGUGUCCCCAAUUACCCCCCUCCGUCAUUCCAGGAGGCCAUCUCCACACCGCCUCUCUCUGGAUGUCCCAGCACGGUCACCCUUGUACCUUCAAGCUCUCCGUCUCCAAUGGCCUCCCUACCGCCACUGGUUAUUCCAGGCAAUAACGCUGAGCCUCAGCAAUCCACACCGAUGGGGCAGCCGCCGAGCACAGCAUCCAGUGGACCCAAUUCGGACUCGGAUGAAUCAUUGCAAAUCGUCGAUGAAGACGACGCAGUCCCGCCUGGCGUUGACCCCACCUUUCUUCGCAAAGUCCGACAGGACUAUCGCAACCGACGAGGAGUGGACUUCCCCAGCCCUGUCUGUCCACCGUCUCCCCAGCCACAGGAUAACAUCGCAAGGCGUUUGGAUUUGGUGGCUAUUCUCGAUGGACCCGACGAUACGCCUCGAUCACCAUCGAUAGUGUCCUCACCUGCCAGGAGGUUCUUGUCAUUGUCGCCACUUCGUACCUUCUUUCCUUCACGUUCUCCGACUCCGGGCCAGCCCGAUCGGCCUCAUUCUGCACACCCCUCCCCAGGAACCUCACCCUAUGCCCACGGCGGAAGGAACGGCUCCUCAAUAUUCAGAAGUACCACGUCUCUUUCCACCAACUCGUUCCUUCGUCUCCCUUUGACUUCGAGCCCGCACCAAGGAAGGUCAGAAAGCUUUAUUGCGCGCAGGAUUUUCUCGGGUAAAGGGAAGGAGAAAGCGAAGGACACUCAACCGCAGGAGGCACUAGAUUCAUGGGAGGAGUUGAAGAAGGAAGAAUUGGACGAGAGCGAAAACGGGCAACCCCAGAGUCUCAUGGCAGUCGUAGCUAACGUAUCGAAACAAACUUCUGUCAAGGCAGGACCCUCACCCACUCGUAGUCUGAGUUUCACUUAUGGAGCUCCACCGUCUGAAAGCCUUCCUUCUCUACACGCGUCUCUGGCGCAAUCAGCGAUCCAUUUGCCUGUAACCCCUCGCCAAGAAGCGGCCACUCCUCCCCCUCGCGAAGUGAGCACUCCUCCAGCGAUUCAAACCCCGCCAGCUACACCACCUGCGCCUCCAGCCGUUCACCCGCUAUCUCUCCGCGAUCGUAAGACUCCAUUCGUGCAACGACCCGUUCGCAAAAAGUCCCCGUCCCCUCGACCACCGCCAAUUUAUGUCCCCCCACCUGUCUCGGAUCCUGUCAUCACUACCGUUCGAACCCGCAUGGCUGCAACGCCACCCCCGUCUCAACCGACCGUUCCAAAACCCCAUUCCUCAGUUACUCGUCCUUCCCCUCUUGGUCUCGAAUCGUUCUCAAUACAACAGGAAGAAGGGCCAGUGCCUGUUGAAGUGCCCGACGUUAGUGUAGCAUCCCCUCCAAUUCAAACCCCUAUCCCGGCCCGGCCGACCGUGAGCGGAGUUUCAAUCUGCCGUUGUGGAUCCCCCGAUGGCCAAGCAACCCUCCCUGCUCUUUCGCGCACACCGUCGCCGGCGUCGCCAGACGAUUCGAUUACCCCUACCCGUCAUUACCCAGGUCGCCCUCUACCACGACCGCCCACACAAACUCGACCACAUAUUGAUUCGACCUUUGCACCGAACGAAGAGUACGCUGAAACAUCGAUCGAAAGCAGCGCCUCGAUCUGCCCUGAGGGAUUGCUCAUUGAUCUAGACGAUUCCGGUGCGGACGGGCAAGGAGUAACAGCUUCUACUCGUGGCACGGAUGUUUUGCGAAGACACUCUCCUCCUCCCCUCAUCGAUCUGGAUUCUUCUUCUGAGGAUAUCCCCUCACUUUUGACUACACCCGACGCGACGCAGGUGGUGGCACCAAUCCCAACCAUGAAUGCGUACUCGGAGAUCACUGACCUCGAUCUGCUGGUGUCGAACCUCGCCGACAGCGAAGGGAACGAUAACAGCAAUUAUGACGUGAGUUCCCAUACCCAGUGGAAGGGCACCCCCGAUCCCAGCGCACUCAAUGCUGUAAACCGUGAAGGCGCUCCUGGCGAUUACGGAAUUUAUAGGCCCGGCAGUACCACCCCCAGGGACUGCUGGAACCCAGACCCCCUUGCAGAGCAAUGGCGCCGUAGCAGCCCCACUCUCAACGACGACGACAGCGAGGUCGCGUCCAUCUUCAUGCGACAAUACCAAUAUCGACAGCAACAUUUCGGUCCUCGGGCUUGUUGA
Molecule: messenger RNA, 2430 nt
Organism: Coprinopsis cinerea okayama7#130
Lineage: Eukaryota; Fungi; Basidiomycota; Agaricomycetes; Agaricales; Psathyrellaceae
Exons: 2
Coding region: 1-2430 (809 amino acids)
Source: RefSeq, a predicted model, not a curated record